AUGGCCUCUAAAUUGCCAAUUAUUACAAAAGAAAAUAGCAACUUUUUUCGAUUGUGCAAGCUACUGAUCGAUGGAGGAACCCAUGCCCUUAAAGUCAUUUUUGAUGGUAAACAUCCACCUCACGAUCUGAAGAAGCAUUUGAGCGACAGCAAGAGGCAUAAUAUCUUAAAGAAUUUGAAGGCUAAAAAACUUCUACGACCAGAGCAGUGGAAAAAACUGUACCCAAGUGUAGGAUCAGCCACAUCUGCAGGUUUUGACAUAACUCUUUUAAGUUUGCUGUUGCGCAAUAUCUGCAAUUUGCCAACACCUGCCAAUGGAUGGGACAAGGAGCCUGCAGCAACCAGUGUUAACGAGGAAGAUGAUGUAGUAAGGCUGAGAUUAUACCGUAAUAAUCUCUAUGGUCACAUCUCUGAACCAGCUCUAUCAGAUGCUGAUUUCAACAAGUACUGGAACGACAUUGAAACUGUUUUGUUAAGACAUGGUGUAGACAAGACAGCCAUUGAUAGUCUUAAGACACAAUCCUUCGAACCAGAAGAUGAAGACUACUACAUCAAAUGCUUAAAAGAAUGGAUCACUGAUGAGGCUGAUAGAGUAAUCAAUGCAGUAAAGAGGGUGCUUGAAGAAAUUGAAAACGUAAAGGACAAGCUGGACGAACUAAAACUGGAGCCUUCAAAACCGCCGGCUACAGAUGAAGAUAUGAAAUUAUACUCCGAAAAUCUCAAGAAAACCAUAAUAAAGCAAACAGAACUAAACCUACAGCCGAAAGAAAUAAAACAAGAAAUGAAAACUGAUGAUAUUUUUACGAACUUGAUUGUUCAUCACGGGGAAAAAAGGCGCCCAGAAUCCGGCUUGCCAGAACAAAUUCAAAGUCCUCAAAAAGGUUACCCUGGACGUAAAACACUGACCGAAAUCAAGCAAUGUAGUAAGAUUUUUGUCGACGAGGACGAAAAAGACACAACCGCCAAGAGAAUAUUACUUUCAGGUGAACCAGGCGUAGGGAAAACACUGUUCUCGCAGAAACUUCUUCGGGAUUUGGCUACAAAUUCCAUAUCGAUCCCUGGCAUUACGUUUACUUACCUUCUAACGUUUAGACAAUUGAACAACUUGCCAAACGAAACGUUGGACCUCAGAGAACUGCUGAAUCUUUCCCCUCUAUUAAACGAUGAAACCAUGAUAGACGAGAAUGUGAUGGAAUACAUUCUUCAGCAUUCAGAGCAGUUAUUGAUUGUUCUCGAUGGCUUUGACGAAUAUAAAGACAGCAACAAAAUACUCGGAGAUUUUGAAAGUCAAUUUCCUAAUGAUAGUAAAACCAAGAAGCCAGUAGCAGCUCUUCUAAGCAAACUAAUCAGAAAACAAAUCUUGCAAGAUGCUGUCAUCAUGAUUACCUCUAGGCUGGGCGAAGCCAUCGACUUGACCCAAAAAUUUUACUUUGAUCGCUAUGUCGAAAUAUCAGGUUUUUCAGAAUCGCAGGUUAUAGAGUAUGUCGAGAAAUAUUUCAGUACAAAACCAGAAGAAGUAAAAAACUUGGCACUUAGAAAGGUUAAAGAAAGCGUGCACUACAUUUCUUUUGGUCGCGUCCCUUUCCGUUGUUUGCUGAUGUGUAUUGUCAUCGAGUGGAAAAUAAAAAAACACGAUGAUUCAUGUCCUCUCACGCUUACAGAGUUAUUUUGUGAAGUAAUUCAAUGCAUAGAAGAGACUGAUUACAACAGAGCUGCAGAUGACAAAGCCUCUUCAGUGCGAAUUGACAAAACCCUCGAUAAUUUUUCAAAGUUAGCGGCACAGUUAGCUAAAGAUAAUCGAUUUAGUUUUACCUUGCAAGACUUAGAAAAUCUAGGAUUAACAAAAAAUGAAUCAUUGCACAUGAAAUCUAGCAGUCUUAUUAUAUUUUGUUAUCCUGUUUCUCAUAAUUCGCCAUUUAAAAAGCCAGCCUGUGAAUAUAGCUUCACGCACUUCACUAUUCAAGAGUUUUUUGUUGCUCGGUAUUUGGUGGAGAAAGGUGAAAUGCCGGGAGACAAAACCGGCACUGAAAUGGUGUACAUUUUUAUGAGCGGUUUGUUAGGUUCACGUAAAUUGAAGAAUAAGGAAUUAAUGGAAAAACUACUAGAGUGUUUAGGCAAACAUAUUAGAGAUAAAGAUAGACUGAGACUGGUGUCAUUAAGAUGCUUACAUGAGUUUGGUGAGGAAAGUUUGACAGGUGAACAACUGACUGCAAACCGUGACAGCAGAUACUGGCGUACUUAUGUGAGGAUUGAAUUACAUGGUGUAACCGACACUGACUGUGAUGCAAUCGCUAAGUUAGCAGAAUCCACUGCUACAUCGUCAUCAACAGCACGCGCAUUGAGUAUUGUCAACUCUUCCAUAACUGUUGGUGGGUUAGAGAAAUUGCUGAGAUCUCUUCAUGAUUCAAUCGACAUCGCUGCACUGAUACUUUGGGGCUGUGGUUUGGACGAUGAAUGCGCAAAGUGGUUGAGUACUGAAUAUUUUCAUGGAAACACAAAGAUAACCGAGCUAGACCUGUCCGCUAAUGAAAUAUCCAAUGACGGAGUGAUUGAUAUCAUGGAAAACUUGCCCAGUAAUCUCACCGUGCUAUACCUGUCUUGGAAUAAGAUAUCUGAUAAGGGAGUGGAACAUAUCAUGGAACACUUUCCCAAUCAACUGACCAAGCUACACCUUGGCAGUAACAACAUAUCUGAUGAAUGCAAAAAGAAAAUGAAACAAAUUUGUAAGAAAGAAAAUCCUGAUCUUAGGUUAGACAUAAGAUAAUUCAAUGUUUGUUGAAUAGUUGUAAUGAUUUCAUUACUGCAGCAUUGUAAACCAACCAACAAAAAUCACAUCAAAUUUUUUCUAUCAUUUUUUAGUUUUCCACAAUAUAUACAUAUUCUUUUGCAAGAAUGAGCUUUAAUGUUUCAAAAUGUAUAUUCUGUAUUCUGUAUGAUAGUUUUCAGUGACAUUUUGUAGGUGGUAGCAUUUUCAGUUUCACAGUUUCAGUAAAGCUGAAUGAGAGGACAUGAAAGACUUUCUUAUUGGUUAAUAUUAGUUCUUGGGUUUGGAAAGUUAGAAUAAUAAUCUUAAUUAUCCAUUUUAAUAAACUGCACAUAGUUAGAAUCAUAGCCCAAUAUAUAGUGUUUGCAAUUUCAUGAUAUUCUGGCAAUAA
This is a messenger RNA of Exaiptasia diaphana, 3154 nucleotides long. RefSeq names its product NACHT, LRR and PYD domains-containing protein 14. The record is from RefSeq and is a predicted model, not a curated record. The transcript is spliced from 2 exons. Gene Ontology annotation, molecular function: protein binding; ATP hydrolysis activity. NCBI's taxonomy places the organism in Eukaryota, Metazoa, Cnidaria, Anthozoa, Actiniaria, Aiptasiidae. Bases 1 to 2763 code for a protein of 920 amino acids.